Messenger RNA from Lottia gigantea (owl limpet), 4078 nucleotides. RefSeq lists its product as hypothetical. Gene Ontology annotation, biological process: protein folding. NCBI's taxonomy places the organism in Eukaryota, Metazoa, Mollusca, Gastropoda, Lottiidae. Gene Ontology annotation, molecular function: ATP hydrolysis activity; ATP binding; ATP-dependent protein folding chaperone. The coding region runs from base 104 to 2482 and encodes 792 amino acids. The transcript has 19 exons. The record is from RefSeq and is a predicted model, not a curated record.
UGUUGACCGAGAAGUUGAGACUUGGGGAGUAAAAACUCGACUCGUUUGGUUAUUUUUCAUUCUUCCUUCUCUCCUGUAGCAGGAGCUAUUCCAUCAAAUCAUCAUGAAACGGUUUAUUGUGUUAGGAAUCUUAGGAUUUCUUUUUAUAGCGGGGGCUGGAUUAUUAAAUGUACAAGCGGAGGAGGUUGUUACGGAACCAGACGUGGUUGAAGAUAUCGGUAAAAGCCGAGAAGCUUCCAGAACAGAUGAUGAAGCUGUACAAAGAGAGGAGGAAGCUAUAAAGCUGGAUGGCCUAAACGUGGCCCAAAUGAAAGAACUAAGAGAAAAGGCUGAAAAAUUUGCUUUCGAAGCUGAAGUUAACCGAAUGAUGAAACUUAUUAUAAAUUCUCUCUACAAAAAUAAAGAAAUUUUCUUACGAGAAUUGAUCUCCAAUGCAUCUGAUGCUUUAGAUAAGAUAAGAUUUGUAUCUUUAACUGAUAAAUCAGCCAUGGCCGCUACUGAUGAAUUGAGUAUUAAAAUUAAGGCAGACAAAGCAUCCCACGUAAUACAGAUUACAGAUACUGGUAUUGGAAUGACGAAAGAUGACCUAGUUAAAAAUCUUGGUACCAUUGCUAAAUCUGGAACCAGUGAUUUCCUAUCUAAAUUAGGUGAAUCGAAAGACCAGGCUCAGAUGAGUGAUUUGAUUGGUCAAUUUGGUGUUGGUUUCUACUCUGCAUUCUUAGUUGCUGAUAGAAUCGUGGUGACGUCGAAACAUAACGAUGAUGAUCAAUAUGUCUGGGAAUCUGAUUCCUCAUCAUUCAGUGUAGCUAAAGAUCCUCGUGGUAAUACACUAGGUCGUGGUACCAUGAUCACACUUCAUCUAAAAGAAGAAGCACAUGACUACUUAGAAGAAAGUACCAUCAGAAGUUUGGUGAAAAAAUACAGUCAGUUUAUCAACUUUGAUAUCUUCUUGUGGGCUAGCAAGACUGAAGAAGUUGAAGAACCAAUUGAAGAAGAGGAAGAAGAAAAGAAGGAAGAAGAGAAAAAGGAAGAUGAAGAUGCCGAGGUUGAAGAAGAAAAAGAAGAGAAACCUAAAACUAAGAAAGUCUCAAAGACCAUCUGGGAUUGGGAACUGAUUAACAACGUUAAACCUAUCUGGACCAGAAAACCUUCUGAAAUCACUGAUGAUGAAUACAACGACUUCUAUAAAUCCAUCAGCAGUGACUAUGAAAAGCCCAUGACUAAAAUACAUUUCACAGCAGAGGGAGAAGUUACCUUUAAAUCUAUUCUCUAUGUACCAAACUCAUCACCAUCAGAUACUUUCCAAAAUUAUGGUAAACAAAUGGAACAAAUUAAAAUGUAUGUAAGAAGGGUGUUUAUUACUGAUGAUUUUGAAGAUAUGAUGCCCAAAUAUUUAUCUUUCAUCAGAGGUGUGGUUGAUUCUGAUGAUUUACCAUUGAAUGUAUCAAGAGAAACUCUACAGCAACAUAAAUUAUUAAAAGUUAUCAAGAAAAAAUUAGUACGAAAAACUUUAGACAUGAUCAAAAAAAUUGAUAAAGAUACGUAUGAAAAAUUCUGGAAAGAAUUCAGCACCAACAUCAAACUAGGUGUUAUUGAAGAUACCACCAACAGAACAAGAUUGGCAAAACUUUUACGAUUUUCUUCUUCAAACUCUGAUACAGAACUCACUAGUUUAGCUGAAUAUUUAGAAAGAAUGAAGGAAAAACAAGAACAUAUUUACUUUGUUGCUGGUCAUAACAGAGCUGAGGUUGAGAAGUCACCAUUUGUAGAAAGACUCUUAAAGAAGGGAUAUGAAGUUUUAUAUUUAACUGAACCUGUUGAUGAAUACUGUAUCCAAUCAUUACCAGAAUUCGAGAGCAAAAAAUUCCAGAAUGUAGCUAAAGAAGGAUUAAAAUUAGAUGAUUCUGAAAAGGCUAAAGAACGAAAGGAAGCUACAGAGAAAGAAUUUGAACCUUUGAUUACUUGGUUGAAAGAUUCAGCAUUAAAUGAUAAGAUCGAAAAAGCCACUAUAUCUGAAAGAUUAGCCUCCUCGCCCUGUGCUCUCGUGGCCAGUCAGUAUGGUUGGUCUGGUAACAUGGAAAGAAUCAUGCAGGCCCAGGCUUACGCUAAAGCUAAAGAUCCAUCUCAAGAAUUUUACGCCACUCAAAAGAAGACUUUAGAAAUUAACCCAAGACAUCCAUUGAUAAAAGAAUUAAAAAAACGAGUUGAAGCUAACAAAGAAGAUGAAACAGCUAAAGAUUUAGCUGUUGUUAUGUUUGAGACAGCUACAGUCCGAUCUGGAUACAGAAUAACAGACACGGCUGGUUUCGCACAACGUGUUGAAAAUAUGUUAAGAUUAAGUUUAGAAGUUCCUCUUGAUGCUAAGAUUGAAGAAGAACCAGAAGAGGAACCUGAAGAAGCUGAGGAAGAAAAAACUGAAGAAGUUGAAGCUGAGGCUGAAGAAGAGGCAGAAGAAAAGAAAUCUGAACACGAGGAGUUAUAAUACAGGGAAGAUCUUCAUUCAGUGAAAAAUGUGACAAAAACUAUCCUUAUAUCAUUAAUAACUUAUUCAUUAAUUCUCAUCAUUAAAAUCAUCAUCUUUCCCUUUAACAGCGUCGCACACGUUUCUGAUUCAAACUAUGAUUGUGACAAUACCAGUGACACUGUGGCAAAGCUUGUAACUUUAGUGGCAAAUUUUGGUGGCAAAGUUUGUAACUGGUGGCAAAUUUGUUUGUUACUUAAGUGGCAAAGCUUGUUACUUAAGUGCAACCUUGAAUACUUGGGUGGCAAACAUGUAAACAAUGACAGCUUGUUACUUUAGUGGAAAUGCUUGUUUCUUUGGUGGCAAAGCUCGUUUCUUUUGUGGCAAAGCUUGUUACAUUGGUGGCAAACUGUGUUACAUUAGUGGCAAACUUUGUUACAUUGGUGGCAAACUUUUACAGAAGUGGCACUUUGUUAUUUUUGUAACAAAAGUUAGGAUAGUAGCUCUUUGUUAUUUUAUUGGCAAACUUGUUCUAUCAGUGGCUAACCUGGACAGAUUGUCCUCAUGUGUUCUUUAUCUAAAAUAAUUCUGAACUGCUUUUUGGAAGCUUUUAGGGAUGUGCACAUUAGUGUCCUAUACUCUUUGAUUGCCUUCCAAAAAGUUCCAUUCCAUCCUGUACUGCUGUAAAGUUUAUUGAAAAUCUCCUAUCCUCUCAUAAAUUCUUGUAUCAAUUGAAAGUGCUGUAUAUGAAGAAAUGAUGAUGGUAAAUCCCCUAAUCUUGUUUGUAAAUAUGGUCUUGUUUGUAUGAAUUGUAUUACUGAAGACAAAUGUUCUGUUAUAUUUUUUUAGAUCAUGUUCACACAUUCUACUGUUUAGUUAGGAAUAAUUCACUUACAUUGUUUUUAUUUUGAAGAAAAGUCUAAAAUAUGGGAAAGUAUCUAGAUCCAUUCCUUGGCUAUUGAAUGAAAAGACCAAAUUAACUAUGUGGACUCUGAAAGAAAUGAUGAGUUGACAAACCCAUUCUCAGAUUCAAAUAGGAUUGAGGUGCAUGCCUCAUUGUCCACUCUAAAUAUUUGAAUCUUUUGGCAAACAAAAUGAAACUUAUUAUGGACUUCAUUCAUAUUUAAUUUGUUAGCUGUUGGUACAUUUCCAAAAUUAUUUGACAUUUGAUGAAGACUUUACAAGAAAUGAAUGGAAGUUAUGUAGGUAAACAUUGCUAAUGAAAUUUUCAUCUUGAGUUAGUUGUAGGAAUUGAUUAAUCUUGGGUUUUAUUUUAUCAUACACUUUAUCAAGUUAUAAUUGUUGUGUUAUGAAGGUUGAAUGAAUUGGUAGAAAAAAUAAAUUACAUUUUAUUAUUAAUUAGUUCUGUCUUUAUUAAUUACUGAAAUUGAAUCCCUGAAAAUUUGAUUCAGCAUUCAAGGGCAAGAUAUCUCUCAUUGCUCACUGCAUGAUGUUUCGUAGACCAAAACAUCUCCUGUAUUUUCAGGCUCUGAUAGCUAUUUGGACAUUUGUAUUCCAGGGGCAACUGGCAAAAGAUCUGUCAGAGACUGGAGUAGAGGUAGAUGAUUCGGACUAGAUGUUUCCCUUUUUCUAUAGGCCAAUAAAGGAUGGAAACUU